Astyanax mexicanus (Mexican tetra) is the source of this 4375-nucleotide messenger RNA. RefSeq names its product intraflagellar transport 122 homolog (Chlamydomonas) (gene ift122). Gene Ontology annotation, cellular component: intraciliary transport particle A; non-motile cilium. Gene Ontology annotation, biological process: intraciliary retrograde transport; protein localization to cilium; non-motile cilium assembly. Bases 101 to 3763 code for a protein of 1220 amino acids. The record is from RefSeq and is a predicted model, not a curated record. NCBI's taxonomy places the organism in Eukaryota, Metazoa, Chordata, Actinopteri, Characiformes, Acestrorhamphidae. Gene Ontology annotation, molecular function: protein binding. The transcript is spliced from 30 exons.
UUGACGGGGUGACGGCAGAGCUCCGUCCGUAUUACACCGGAGACCUGUUGAUAUCGCCACAAAGCGAAUUUUAACGAAAUAUUUAGCAUUAAAAACAACGAUGCGAGCUGUUCCCACAUGGAUAGAUAAAGUACACGACCGGGAUAAGGUUGAGCAGUGCAUUUAUGACCUGGCGUUCAAACCAGAUGGCAGUCAGCUCAUAGUGGCAGCUGGAAACAGAGUGCUGGUUUACGAUACAGCUGAUGGGACCCUUAUCCAGCCACUUAAAGGCCAUAAAGACACUGUGUACUGUGUGGCUUACGCUAAGGAUGGAAAGCGUUUUGCAUCUGGCUCUGCAGACAAAAGCAUCAUUAUCUGGACCUCAAAACUGGAGGGCAUUCUCAAAUACACCCAUAAUGACUCCAUCCAGUGUGUAUCUUACAACCCUGUCACACACCAGCUUGCCUCUUGCUCCUCGGGGGACUUUGGUCUUUGGUCUCCUGAACAGAAAUCUGUUUCAAAGCAUAAAGUCAGCAGCAAGAUCACAUGUUGUGGCUGGACGAACGAUGGCCAGUACUUGGCCCUGGGGAUGAUGAGUGGGGUGGUGAGCAUAAGGAACAAGAACGGAGAGGAGAAGGUGAAGAUUGAAAGGCCGGGGGGCUCGUCCUCCCCCAUCUGGUCUAUCGUCUGGAACCCCUCAAAUGCUCAGGUAGAGCCGUCAGGGGGAGUGUGUGGAGAUGGAGCUGAAGAAACCCUCGCUGACCACAAUGUCAUCAUCGGUUCAGGUACAGGAAAGGAUGAACACCAUGAUAUCUUAGCGGUGGCUGACUGGGGACAAAGGCUGUCCUUUUACCAGCUCAGUGGUAAACAGAUAGGGAAGGACAGGCAGUUGAACUUUGACCCCUGCUGUGUGAGCUAUUUCUCCAAGGGUGAGUACAUAGUAAUAGGCGGCUCUGAUAAGCAAGCAUCCCUCUACACUAAAGACGGAGUCCGGCUCGGGACCAUUGGGGAACAGAACUCCUGGGUCUGGACCUGUCGGGUCAAACCAGACUCCAACUAUGUGGUGGUGGGUUGUCAGGAUGGCACUAUAGCUUUCUUUCAGUUGAUCUUCAGCACAGUGCAUGGCCUUUAUAAAGACCGCUACGCCUACAGAGACAGCAUGACCGAUGUCAUCGUCCAGCACCUCAUCACCGAGCAGAAAGUGCGCAUAAAGUGUCGUGAGCUGGUGAAAAAGAUCGCCAUCUACCGAAGUCGGCUCGCCAUCCAGCUGCCUGAGAAGAUCCUAAUUUAUGAACUGUAUUCAGACGACUCCUCUGACAUGCACUACCGCGUCAAGGAGAAAAUCUGCCGGCGCUUUGAGUGUAACCUGCUUGUCGUCUGCUCUCAACACAUCAUUCUCUGUCAGGAGAAGAGACUGCAGUGUUUGUCAUUUACCAGCGUGAAGGAGAAGGAAUGGAUCAUGGAGUCUCUGAUUCGCUACAUCAAAGUGAUUGGCGGCCCACCGGGGAGGGAGGGGCUUCUGGUGGGCCUGAAAAAUGGAGCAAUUCUAAAGAUUUUUGUGGACAACCCGUUUCCCAUUACACUUCUGAAGCAGAACACGUCAGUGCGCUGCCUGGACAUGAGCACCUCACGCAGCAAGCUGGCCGUGGUGGACGAGCACAACACUUGCCUGGUCUACGACAUCCACACCAAAGAGUUGCUCUUCCAGGAGCCCAACGCGAACAGUGUGGCCUGGAAUACGCAGUGUGAGGACAUGCUGUGUUUCUCUGGCAGCGGCUAUCUGAACAUCAAGGCGAGUAAUUUCCCCGUUCAUCAGCAGAAGCUGCAAGGGUUUGUGGUGGGCUACAACGGCUCCAAAAUCUUCUGCCUUCAUGUCUACUCAAUGGCUGCAGUGGAGGUGCCUCAGUCAGCUCCAAUGUAUCAGUAUCUGGAGAGGCGGAUGUUUAAAGAGGCCUAUCAGAUUGCCUGUCUGGGAGUGACUGACAGUGAUUGGAGGGAUCUGGCUACGGAGGCUUUGGAGGGACUGGACUUCGACACAGCCAAAAAGGCUUUCAUCAGGGUUCGAGACUUGCGCUAUCUUGAGCUCAUCAACAGCAUUGAGGAAAGGAAGAAGAGAGGUGAAAACAACAGUGAGCUUUUUCUAGCUGAUGUCUACGCUUACCAAGGCAAGUUCCACGAGGCUGCCAAACUCUACAAGAGAAGUGGCUACGACAACAGAGCACUCACCAUGUACACUGACCUGCGAAUGUUUGAGUACGCCAAGGACUUCCUGGCCUCGGCUGACCCAAAGGACACAAAGCUGCUGAUGAAAAAGCAGGCAGACUGGGCUAAGAACAGUAAGGAGCCCCGGGCUGCGGCUGAUAUGUAUCUGACCGCAGGAGAGAACAUGAAGGCCAUCGAGAUCAUCGGAGAGCACGGAUGGGUGGACAUGUUGAUAGAUUUGGCUCGUAAGCUGGAUAAAGCGGAGCGUGAGCCGUUGUCCAGGUGUGCCGAAUUCUUCCAGAAGUUGAAUCACCAUGGUUACGCAGCCGAGACCUACUCUAAGAUGGGUGACCUAAAAGCUUUAGUGCAGCUGCACGUACAGGCCAGGCACUGGGAUGAGGCGUUCUCUCUGGUGGAGAAGCAUCCUCAAUACAAGGAUGAUGUUUAUGUUCCGUAUGCACAGUGGCUGGCUGAAAACGACCGCUUCGAGGAAGCCCAGAAAGCUUUCCACAAGGCUGGGCGUCAGGCAGAGGCGGUAAAGGUUCUGGAGCAGCUCACUCACAACGCUGUUGUGGAAAGUAGAUUUAAUGAUGCCUCAUACUACUACUGGAUGCUCUCCAUGCAGUGUCUGGACAUAGCACGAGAUAAUGAGGAGAAGAAGGAGGAGAUGUUGAAGAAGUUCCACUGUUUUCAGCACUUGGCUGAACUGUAUCAUGUCUAUCACUCCAUCCAUCGCUACAUGGUUGAGCCCUUCAGUUCAAACAUGCCUGAGACCCUCUUCAACCUCUCAAGAUUUCUCUUCCACAACUUAACCAAAGACAUUCCACUGGGCAUCUCCAAAGUGUACACUCUAUAUGCCCUGGCUAAACAGAGUAAAGCUCUGGGGGCCUAUAAGGUUGCCCGGCAUGCCUUCGAAAAGCUCCAGGGCUUGAAGAUUCCUGCCAGAUUUCAGGAGAGCAUGGAGCUCAGCUGCCUCACCGUCCGCUCUAAACCCUACCAUGACAAUGAGGAAUUGAUUCCAAUGUGUUAUCGAUGUUCCACCAACAACCCUCUGCUGAACAAUCAGGGGAACGCCUGUGUGAACUGCAGACAGCCAUUCAUAUUCUCCGCCUCUUCCUAUGAGGUUCUUCCCUUGGUUGAGUUUUAUCUAGAGGAGGGGAUCACUGACGAGGAGGCCGUGUCUCUGAUUGACCUGGAAGUUCCCCGGGUAGACAGGAAGACCUCCCGCUGGCAGGAGAUGAGCAGCGGGGAGUCUCAGUCACUGAAGCUGGAUGAGGAUGAUGUGGAAAGACCUGAGAUGGACCCAUUUACUGCUAAACUGAGUUUCGAGCAGGGGGGUAGUGAGUUUGUUCCAGUGCUGGUCAGUCGUGCAGUGUUGAGGUCCAUGUCUAGAAGAGAUGUUCUAAUAAAGCGCUGGCCAAAGCCGCUCAGCUGGCAGUACUACCGCUCUCUACUGCCUGAUGUCAGCAUUACCAUGUGUCCAUCCUGUUUUCAGAUGUUCCACAGUGAGGACUAUGAGCUUCUGGUUCUUCAGCACAACUGCUGUCCUUACUGUCGCAGACCCUUCGACGAACCCAACUAACCAAACACCAUGGACUCAUGAAGCUGCAGCACAGACUGCGUAUUUAUAGGAUCUGUGGAUUAGACCAGGGUGAAUGUGUAUGGAGCUUUAGUAGACCUGUGUAUGGUCAGUGAGUCGGGGUGUGUGUGUGUGUAUGUGUGUGAGAUGAUAGGGUUAAGGUGGUGAUGAUUCUCAAGCCGUAAGAAAAGCGCCACCUCAGCCGAUCACUCUGAUAGGAUUAAAGGGAUCAGAAUACUCAGCUAAAGGAGAUUACAGCGUUUGAAAAGCACUGGAGCGUGCAAGAUCCUACACCAAGACUCCUUAAUACAGACCUUCUCUCUGAGUCUUAAACGCAGGCUCGGUUUUCAGAACAUGAAAGAUAAGAGCAUAAACCCUUUAUUUGGUUGUUUUAUGCAAAUAAUUAAAUAAUUAAAUCUGACACAUAUUUCAAGUUUCAAGUUUUAUAGUUUUCAAGUUUUGUAUGUGAAACAGAAUUACAUUCCAGCUAUUUAAGGUCAUAUAUAUAUGUAUGAAAUGAAUUCGUAACAAGCUUAACGGUUCUUUGAUAUCUAGUAUAUAUUUUUUUGUAAUUUAUUUAAUAAUUUUCAAUAAAAUGUUUUUCGUAUAAACACA